Monodelphis domestica (gray short-tailed opossum) is the source of this 2480-nucleotide messenger RNA. It is a transcript of the gene PEX12, whose product is annotated as peroxisomal biogenesis factor 12. Lineage: Eukaryota; Metazoa; Chordata; Mammalia; Didelphimorphia; Didelphidae. Gene Ontology annotation, molecular function: zinc ion binding; protein binding; ubiquitin-protein transferase activity. The record is from RefSeq and is a predicted model, not a curated record. Gene Ontology annotation, cellular component: peroxisomal membrane; peroxisomal importomer complex. Gene Ontology annotation, biological process: protein monoubiquitination; protein import into peroxisome matrix.
ACACCAUGGCCGAGCACGGAGCUCACAUCACAGCCGCCUCUGGCGCCGAUGACCGGCCCUCCAUCUUCGAAGUGGUUGCUCAAGACAGUCUGAUGACGGCCGUGAGGCCUGCCCUUCAGCAUGUGGCCAAGGUUCUUGCAGAAUCCAACCCUGCCCAUUAUGGCUUCCUCUGGAGAUGGUUUGACGAAAUCUUCACUUUUCUGGAUCUUUUGCUACAGCAGCACUACUUGUCUAAAGCUAGUGCCUCCUUCUCUGAAAACUUUUAUGGCUUAAAGAGAAUCGUGACGGGAGACCCUCAAGGGGUCCAAAGAUUGGCCAGUGUUGGCCUCCCAAAGAAGCAGCUUUGGAAGUCUCUCUUAUUCCUGGUCCUCCUUCCCUACUUGAAAGUGAAGUUGGAGAAGUUGGUUUCCAGCCUAAGAGAAGAGGAUGAAUAUUCCAUCCAUCCCCCCUCUUCCUGUUGGAAGCGAUUUUACCGAGCUUUCCUGGCAGCUUAUCCAUUUGUGACCAUGGCCUGGGAAGGCUGGUUCCUCAUACAGCAGUUACGUUACAUCCUGGGGAAGGCUCAGCAUCAUUCACCAUUGCUGAGCCUAGCUGGAGUUCGCCUAGGUCGACUCUCAGCUGAAGAUAUCAGAGCUCUGGAAAAGACACUAGCUCAAGCUAGUGGGAUGCCACAACCGGCUACUAGUAUUCAAGAGAAGGUGCAAUCAGCUGUCAAGAAAGCUAUAGGAGGCCUUGCCUUGUCCAUCUCUACUGGCCUUUCUGUAGGUGUUUUCUUCCUGCAAUUCCUAGAUUGGUGGUACUCUUCAGAGAAUCAAGAAACCAUCAAAUCUCUGACUGCCUUGCCUACCCCACCACCCCCUGUCCACCUGGACUACAACUCUGAUUCUUCUCUGUUGCCAAAGCUGAAGACUGUGUGUCCCUUAUGUCGAAAAAUCCGGGUGAAUGACACAGCACUUGCCACCUCUGGCUACGUGUUUUGUUACCGAUGUGUGUAUAACUAUGUGAAGAGUCACCAAACCUGCCCCAUCACAGGCUAUGCAACAGAAGUCCAGCACCUGGUUAAACUGUACUCCCCUGAAAACUGAAUGGCCUUGCCAACUGUGCCCCCAUGGUAAGACUGCCUGCCUUCCAUUUGGCCAUAGAAUGGUAUUGUCAGAUCCAUUCAUGUUAGUCACCCACCUCAGGACCACUUCAACCUUAAAGAGCCUAGCAAAACUUUUUUAAAAAAUCAAAUACACAGGGGCCUCUUGAUGGCUCAGUGGAUUGAGAGCCAGGCCUAGAAACAGGAGGUUCUAUCUAGGUUCAAACUGGCCUCAGACACUUCCCAGCUGUGUGACCCUGGGCAAGUCACUUAAUACUCAUUGCCUAGCCCUUACUGCUCUUUUGCCUUAGAAUCAAUUCUAAGACAGAAGGUAAGGAUUUUGAAAAAAAAAAAUCAAAUAUCCAUUUGAAUAUAGUUUAUUCAUAUGCCUUCUAGCCCCCACCCAGAAAUUAAUAAAAGUUAAGGAAUUACAUGAAGACAUAACCAGGAGUCAUAGGGGGAAUGCAACACAAAGAGUUGUUGGGAGGAGUACAUGAAAUAAGAUUCGCAAAGGGGCUUUAAUCUAGUCUGUACUGUUGCUUAAUACUAUAUGGAAGGAGAGAUACAGUACCAAAUCUCCCCUGUCUCCUCUACUUUGGAUCUAAUCUACAGUGGCCAGAGAAAGAUCCAAAUAGGAAGAGAAAGAAGCAGGCACUUACUUAUAUGCAGUAGGCAGGCCCCAUUUCAAGGCCUCACUUGUCUGCCAAUAACAUUUAGGUGUUCCAAAAGGGAUGUUGUUUCCUUUGAGUGGAAACAAAACUUUAGAAAAUCAGUCACUUUUUCAAACACACACUUACUCAACACAAUAUUUAUUAAUGCCUCAUCCAGUUUGAUCUGUGAUUCAGAGUUAAUCUUUCCAAAGAAAAUGCAUAAUUUACCUUUUUUGGGUAACCAGAAAUGGGCAAAUAAUAUAUUGGGUUGAUUUUACAUUUAGAACAGUCUGAGAAUCUUAAGUGUGAAAGUCAUACUGACAAACCACAAAGAAAAAACACAAUGAUACCUACACUAAUCCAAUUCUCAUAGAGUCCCAGAGAAUGAGAACUGAAGGAAACUUGGAGGUUAGAGUUCAAGCCCCUCAGUUACAAAGGAGGAAUCUCAGAGGCUCAGAAGUGAAGUGAUUUGCCCAGAGUCAUCCAGCCAGUUACUGACCGUCCAGGCUCCCUAACUUCUUGCCCAGGGCUCUUCUCUCCACAAUGCCAUAAAUAACAGGGAGUAGAAAAACAGCUUUGUGUGAGCAUUUUCUUACUCCCAAAACCGUUUGCUAAGCUAACAUGAACUCACUGCUACUAAUAGAAAUUUCUAUGGAGCCCUGGAGCUCUGUACAUAAUAACCCAAAAAUAAAUUUUUGUUUUGCACAACAUGACAAUAAACUAUUUUUGUCAUCAUCUGGCUCCUGAAA